CACCUUAUUAGCACGGCCUGGAACCUCAUUUUUCUGGUUGGUUUGGCGAGGUUUCAACUGCUCGACACAAAGUCAUCAGUUCGCAACCAAAGAGCCAAAGAGAUAUCAACACCAGCCCCUUUCUCAAUUGGAUUGGUUGCUUCUCUAUUGGUAGCAGUGAUAUCUCUUGUAUCUGAUCUGUUGGAGAGUUUGCUGAUUGAUUGAAUCGAUUUUGAAUUAUCUCAAGGGUAUCCUGGUUCCUGAUACCCCUGAUACGGUACCCCUUUACUUCUAUUGAUUUGAAAAAAGGUUGACUUUGACUGCUUAGGCCAAAUUUGGAAGAUGUCAUCUGAACAACCCAAAAACGACCCGAAAGAGGUAGACGUGGACACUAUCGGGCGUAGUGGCGCUCGUAGUUCCGUCACUCAUUCGAGGAUCCAGAUUGGUGGUGGAGCUCCUCGUCGUGCGAGCAAUGCUACUGCUGGUACUGGUACUAAAAAGAAACCGCACAGUUCGUACAUUCCCCACGAGUUUUCCGAAGAGUUUGUGAGACGAACAUCCGGGUUGCAAGCUACCCUCCCCGUCUUGUCGGCCAAUACGACGGCCAACUUUGUCUCGUGGUGUCAAGAACGCUUUGGAAAAACCAAAUUCAAGUCAGAACCAGAACAACCCAGUCGAGUCUCGUUUCUCGCGUUGCUCUCCUACAGUACCUUUGGAGAACGCAUCUGGAUGGUCAUUGGACUCUUUUUUGCCCUGCUCACCGGACUCUGUCUACCCACUUGGCUGAUCCUACUGGCGAGAGCACUUGAUACUUUUUCUACCAUUGCUCAUCUCAUUCUACAAGGAGCUGGUGAUGCGGCAUAUGAACAUUUAAAUCGAGAAUUGGGAAAAUUGGUCAUUGCCUUUGCCAUUCUCGGCGCGAUUUCUCUCGUCGUGGGAUUCACCUACGUUGCCAUUUGGACGUAUACGGGAGAACGACAAGCGCUGCGCAUCAAGGAAAAGUUUGUUCAUGCCGCCCUCCGACAAGAUGCCGAAUGGUUCGAUGUCAACAAUCGAGACGAACUACCCACGUCGAUUGCCAAUGCCAUGAUUCACAUUCAAGGUGCCAUUGGACGACCCAUGGCAGACUUAUUCGCCAAUGCCGUCAGUGCCUUUGCCAGUCUACUCGUGGCCCUACUCCUCAAUGCACCACUUGCCAUUGUCAUGCUCUGUGUGGUACCCGUCGUGGCCAUUGUCAUUAUGAUUGUCAGUUGCUUUUCACGAAAAGCCAAUCAACAGGGUGCCAAUUCAUUUGUCGCCGCAGGAGCACUCGCCACGGAAGCCAUUUCCGGUAUCAAAACCUUGGCGAGUUUGUGUGCCGAAAAGUGGGCUCUUACAGCUUAUACAGGACACAUUGCGGCGGCACAAAAACACUCCAUUUACGGAGGAUACUUGGCGGGUCUCAUGAGUGGCAUUACCGGGAUGCUCUUUUAUUGCACCUACUCGGGAGCCUUUUAUAUCGGAACCGAACAAGUGGCAGCACACAUGACACUCACCAUUAUUGUCCAGUGCCUCUUCUUUGAAGAUGCACCCGAUGAGGUCAACGACGAUGGACUCUACGGAAUUGCCAAGGACGUACUGGAAGAAAUCAACGGUGAAGUGGAUUGUAGAGUCAACGGCGCCAGUGUCAUGUGUUGCAUUUACGGAGUCAUUCUUUGUGCUACCUUUUUUGGACUCAUGGCACCCGGACUUCAAAAUAUCAAUCUCGGACGACAGGCUGCCGCCACCAUUUUUGCCACCAUCAAUCGCAUUCCCGUCAUUGAUGCUGAUUCCACGUUGGGAGAUACACCCAAGAAAAUGCAAGGCAAAAUCACCUUUCAACGUGUCUUUUUCAGUUACCCCACACAACCCAAUCGUGCCAUUUUUCACAAUUUCAAUCUCACCAUUCAAGCAGGAGAAAGUGUGGCAUUUGUGGGGCCCAGUGGAUCGGGAAAAUCCACCAUUGCCAAAUUGCUGUUGCGAUUCUAUUGUCCCCUCGGGGGAAAUAUUGUUCUGGAUGAUGAGUAUCCGUUGGGUUCACUGCGACUUUCGUGGUGGCGGGAACAGGUUGGAUACGUGGCACAAAGUCCCAUUCUCUUUCCGGGAACCAUUCGAUACAAUAUUGCCUGUGGCAAGGAGGGGGCCACCGAAGAAGAAGUUAUCGAGGCCGCCAAGGCAGCCUGCGCUCAUGAAUUCAUUACCGAAUUGCCCCAGGGAUAUGAUACCUUUUACAGUGGGGCGUCGGUUCAAUUGAGUGGUGGUCAAAUGCAGCGUAUUUGCAUUGCACGAGCCAUGAUUCGUAAACCCUCCAUUUUGCUUCUCGACGAAGCCACCUCUGCUUUGGACACCAACUCGGAGCGUCAAGUGCAGGAUGCUCUGGCACACAUUCGGAGCCAAAAGAAAAUGACAACCCUCUCCGUCGCCCACAGAUUGUCCACCAUUGUCCAUUGCGACCAAAUUGCUGUCAUCAGUGGUGGCAACAUUGCAGAACUGGGAAAUCAUCAGCAAUUAUUUGCCUUGGAUGGAAUCUACACGACACUCUGCGAGUCACAGGGAAUCACGGCCGAAUCUACCUUUGAAUCCACUCCCAGAACAGUCACCAGCAGCACCAGUCGUGACGAUGUGGAAGUUAGCGUCAAUGGCGUACAAGCUCCCAACAUUGAAAAUAUUGAAAAUGGAUUGACCCUUUCGCAAAAGGAAGUUUUGUACGAGGACGAGGAGGAUGAACAAUUGGAAGGGUUGACUGCUAGUCCCAUGCGAAUUCUGGCACUCAAUAGUUCAGAAUCGGGGUACAUGUUGAUGGGUGUCAUUGGGGCGAUGAUGGUGGGUACUCUGGCGCCGGCAGAAGGGAUCAUCACGGCCCGCAUCGUGGAAAACUUCUACACACAGAAACCGGAGGAUAUGGUGGAGGCAAACUCUGAAAAUAUCCUCUAUUUCCUCAUUUUGGCAGCCGGUGCUCUGGUUGGAAACAUCAUCAGCGGUAUUGGCUUUUCCGUGUCAGGAUAUCGAUUGAGCGGGAAAAUGCGCACAUUGGUUUUCGAGGCCAUCCUUCGUCGCAACAUCGGUUGGUUCGAUGUACCGGAGCACUCCGUGGGUGAGCUGACGUCUCGUUUGGAAGCUGAUGCGGAAGAGGUUGCGAAGAUCACUGGUUGGGCUCUUGGUUACAAAGUCAGAAUGAUCUCUUCGCUUGUGGCUGGGAUUACGAUUGCUCUUGUGUUUUCCUGGAGGAUUGGUCUGGCCGCCAUUGCUUGUAUCCCAAUCAUCAUGGCUUCUUCGUUUGUACAAGUAUACUGCAUUAGACGCCAAAUAGCAGCAGCACAGGAAGGUCUCUCGCCCGAGUCCAUCUUUGAAAAUGGCCUCCGUGGAAUCGAAGCAGUUCAAUCCUACGGUCUCCAAGUCAAAGUCGGCGAAGAUUACUCCAAGGCUUUGAUUCCACAAUCCAAACGUCAUGCAAGAAUGGGUUUGACUUCUGGAUUGGCGUUCGGCCUGAGUCAGUUUGCGAUGUUUGGAUCCUUUGCAAUCAUCUUCUUUGUGGGAGCGCAACUCCUUGUAGCCGGGAAAGUUGGCUUUGUCGAGUUCUUCACCCCUAUACUUUCAAUAAUGUUCGGGACAGUGGGCGUAAGCCAAGUGAAUGCUGACUUUAAUGCCCAACAAGAUGGUCUCAGGGCCGCACAGCGAAUCUUCGACAUUGUGGACGAGCCGCUGGACGAAAUGGAUCCUUUCGGUACCGAUGGAGUGCAACCCGAUUCUCUUAAUGGUGCCAUCACGUACAAGGACGUCUCAUUCGCGUAUCCAACACGCCAAAACCACCCUAUCUACUAUGCUUCCGAGGGCAGAUCCGGGUUUUCGUUGGAGAUUGCGCAGAAGAAUUCGGUUGCUUUUGUCGGGAAAAGUGGUAGCGGAAAAUCGACGGCACUUCAGAUUCUUCUCCGUUUCUACAAUAUCACCGAUGGAGAAGUCUCACUGGAUGGCGUCGAUUUGAGCAAGAUCAACAUUUCAUGGCUUCGUCAUCAGAUUGGAUACGUGGGACAAAAUCCCACACUGUUCGCCGGCACAAUUCGCGACAAUAUUCUCCUUGGAAAGCCCGAUGCGACUGAAGCCGAGAUUGAAACGGCAGCCAAAGCGGCCGCUGCCCACGAGUUUAUUCUAGAUCAAACUGACGGGUACGACACAGAUAUUGGCAGCGGGGGUUCCCUGCUGAGUGGCGGACAACGCCAACGCAUAGCUAUUGCGCGUGCCAUUGUAUCUGACCCGAAAAUGUUGGUGCUGGACGAGGCUACGGCAGCAUUGGACAAUGAAAGCGAAAAGAUUGUACAGGCAGCCCUUGACAAUCUGCAAAAAAUCCAACCCAGGACGACACUAGUGGUGGCGCAUCGAUUGACGACAGUGAAGGAUUGUGACAAGAUUGCCGUUCUUGGAAACGGUGGUGUCAUUGAGCUGGGUUCGCACGGUGAGUUGCUGGCGAGCAAGGGACUGUACAACGAGCUCUGGCAAAAGCAAGGAGCCGCGGACGCGGACGACGAUGAACCGACAAAUGUAAUGAAGGCAUCCGUCCUGUCAGUUUAG
This is a messenger RNA of Seminavis robusta, 4563 nucleotides long. Lineage: Eukaryota; Bacillariophyta; Bacillariophyceae; Naviculales; Naviculaceae. The record is from the annotation of a GenBank genome assembly.